UUUAAUCCUACACCUGCCCGACCACAACCCGCCGUUUCGCCAUUUGAAGACGACGACGAGGAGCCAGAUAACAAGUCGAAGAAUGGCAGUUCAAGGUCCUUGUCCAGGUUCUUUAGCAAGUCUUCGGACGUUCCGCCACUGCCCGUUUCAUCCAAGGACGACACCUCGGCACCGUCCAGCAAGAGCGGUGGCGGCUGGAACUCGCUCACCGCCAUCUUUUCCAACAAGCGGUCGACUUCAAAUCUGUCGCUACCCAACGAGGCUGCCGAGAUGGGCGAAAAUCCCGGAUACGACUAUCCACCUUCAAACCCCUACCCCGGUACUCGUGGCGUGACCGUCAAUUGGCGCGAAAAAGUUGCGUCCGACUUUUACACUGGCGACAUGGGAUCACGAAAACGACAAGGCUCUUCUGUUACGCGAUCAGACUAUGACGUGACACAUGUGGUGGCCUUUGGUCGAAGGCCGUCCGACACGCCUAGUCAUGCGGCUUCGCAAGAUGGAGCGAGGAGCAACAGCGAUACCUGGUCUCGAUCCGCACCGCUCGCUCCUCCCACUCGUAUUCCUCCUCCACUUUUGGCACGCAAAGUGGCAAGAAUUAUGCAGCUACCUCAAAUACAAGCCUCCGAGGACCUGUUGAACUCGUCAACCC
Molecule: messenger RNA, 649 nt
Organism: Acaulospora colombiana
Lineage: Eukaryota; Fungi; Glomeromycota; Glomeromycetes; Diversisporales; Acaulosporaceae
Source: the annotation of a GenBank genome assembly